Bombyx mandarina (wild silkworm) is the source of this 898-nucleotide messenger RNA. RefSeq lists its product as uncharacterized. The record is from RefSeq and is a predicted model, not a curated record. NCBI's taxonomy places the organism in Eukaryota, Metazoa, Arthropoda, Insecta, Lepidoptera, Bombycidae.
UAAAAUAAUUGUGAUUAUUGCGCAAACUACUGUAAUUUUGAGUGAUGUGAAUUUUAAAUUAAGUGUUUCGAUCCAUUUUAAUCGCAAUCAGUGUUGAAAAAAUAAAGAUGAGUGAAAAUUUAGCAGAUCUUGAAAACGAUAUUGAAAUGCUGAAUUCUGAAGUCCCUUUCGAUAAUCUCGUCAUAUUGAAAGAAUUCGGAAACAUCGUAAACCUUGUCAAAGAUGAAGAUUUUUUGGAAACUGUACCUAAAGCAAAAUUGCGACGUGUAAAAUGGUUACCCAUGUUUAAUUGCUUAAAACAGGGUAUAUUUGAUGAAAUGGUACAAGAAAUCAGUAAUAUGUGGGAAUAUGAAAGUAUGCCUGAAAAAUUAGAAAUUCUUGAAAAGCAGAAGGAGAAGUUUAAUGAUGUUGGAGACGGCAAAAAAUUAUGGAGGCCACAAUUAGGAGAUGUGAAAGCACAAAUGAAAGCCAGUGAUGUACAAAAUUUGCAAAACCAAAAGUCUCUACUUGAAUCCUUAGCUAAAGAAUAUGAAAUGAGGGUCAAUAGGUUGAAGAAUGUUAUUUCUGCCAAAAGAGGCUAUUUAAAAGCUUUACAACUGGACUUACAGAAGUAUAAAAAAAAAAAUGAAGAUUUCUUCAGUAAAAUCAGCAAAAAGUUAGAAUGUCAUGAUACUUUUGUAAGUGAUAUGGGCAACAAUAAGAUAAAUGUAGAAGAAGAAAGUUGGACAGACAAAGACUUACAUUUUGAUGAAAUAAAGUGAUUGCAUAAUAGAUUGAAUAAAAUAUAUUUCAGAAAUUUGUACAUGAACAAGUUACAAUAAAGUCUAGCAAUGAAUUUUUCAAAGAGUAGGUGAAAGAUGUGCAGAGCAAAAUAUAUCGAGAAUAGCAAUAGCAUUAC